This is a messenger RNA of Syngnathus typhle (broad-nosed pipefish), 3061 nucleotides long. It is a transcript of the gene rnf2, whose product is annotated as ring finger protein 2. The transcript is spliced from 9 exons. The coding region runs from base 140 to 1174 and encodes 344 amino acids. Gene Ontology annotation, molecular function: chromatin binding; ubiquitin protein ligase activity. The record is from RefSeq and is a predicted model, not a curated record. Gene Ontology annotation, cellular component: ubiquitin ligase complex; PcG protein complex. Lineage: Eukaryota; Metazoa; Chordata; Actinopteri; Syngnathiformes; Syngnathidae.
GCGGUAACGCACACAAGUGCUACCUCACCACCAGUCAAGACAAUAAAAAGAGGAGAAGAAGAAACCCUUCUCGUACUCCCCAGUCGGCCAUAUUGCAUUUACCCGAACGCACUCUUUGGUCGACUUGUAUUCUGAUUUCAUGACAAUGACUCAAGCCGUUCAGACCAAUGGUGUCCAACCCCUCAGUAAAACCUGGGAGUUGAGCCUUUAUGAAUUACAAAGAACUCCACAGGAAGCAAUUACUGAUGGGUUGGAGAUUGCUGUGUCACCCAGGUCAUUGCACAGUGAACUCAUGUGUCCUAUCUGUCUGGAUAUGCUGAAGAACACAAUGACAACCAAAGAAUGCCUGCACCGUUUUUGUGCUGAUUGCAUUAUCACAGCUUUGCGAUCUGGCAACAAAGAAUGUCCUACAUGUCGCAAGAAGUUGGUUUCCAAGAGGUCGCUGCGUCCAGACCCUAAUUUUGAUGCCCUGAUAAGUAAAAUUUACCCCAGCCGGGAUGAGUAUGAAGCACACCAAGAAAGAGUGUUGGCCCGCAUCAGCAAACAUAACAACCAGCAAGCACUUUCUCACAGCAUAGAGGAAGGACUAAAGAUACAGGCUAUGACCAGACUGCAACGUGGUAAAAGACAAACGGUGGAGAAUGGUAGUGGAGCUGAAGAUAAUGGUGACUCUUCACACUGCAGUAAUGCCUCUGUCCACAGCAAUCAGGAGGCUGGUCCGAGCAUAAAACGCACCAAGACAAGUGAUGACAGUGGACUUGACAUGGACAAUGCUGCUGAGAAUGGAGGAGGUGACUCUGUGAUUGACAGCGGUGCCAGUGAAAUUGAAUUGGUAUUCAGACCUCAUCCCACACUCAUGGAAAAGGAUGAUGGUCACAACAGUGUGGAAUUUGUGCCUCGCUACAUAAAAACAUCUGGAAAUGCAACAGUGGAUCACCUGUCUAAAUACCUGGCUGUCCGGCUGGCUUUGGAGGAGCUUCGAAGAAAUACAGAAGCAAGUCCUGUUAAUGUGGAGGCAGCUUCAGAGAAGCAGUACACUAUCUACAUACCUACUGCUGGAAACCAGUUCACAGUUCUGAAUGGUUCUUUCUCUUUGGAGCUGGUCAGUGAAAAAUACUGGAAGGUGAACAAACCAAUGGAACUAUACUUUGCCCCUACUAAAGAACACAAGUAAAUUAUUUCAAAGCAGUGUGAGUCAAGUUGUGUACUAGGACCUGUGUACACAAAGAAAAGGUGAAAUGGGAAAGAUUGACAAAUCCUUCUAAAUGACUCUUCGAAAUAGUUUUUAAAACUUACUAUAUCUUCUCAAUAUGUGUCUUCGCCCCGUAGAAGUUAGCAGCCAGCAAAUAAGACAGUGACAAUAGACCACUAGCAAUUGUACCAAUCGUUCACUUGGAAAUGGCAACAUGACAUUUUUAACAAAUAUCUUUCGAAAUUAAAAGUUUAGUUCAACUCACCCAUGUAUUUAAUUUGAUAUGAAUUUAUUCUUGAUGUUGUAGUCUUUGGAGUAUGUUCAUACAAUGUCCAAACAUUGGACAGGAAUGUCAAAAUGUACAUCAGUAAAUUCAAGGGAAGGACUCACCAGUGCCCUUUUCCACUGGAUCUACUCAGCAUGAAAUAAACGUUACUUACAAAUACGUUUCGUAGGGGCGACACGACUGACGUGCCUCCAAGUACGUAAUUACAAGAGGCGCUGAUGCUCCUCCAUUGUUUUUUUUGCAUCUUGCUGCGACAGAUAUGCUUAGUGCAGCAUUAUUUUUUACAGUUCCCCAUGGUACUAUUGUAAAGUUGAUUGCCCAAAAGGUUGAGCAGAGCUGAGCUGGAACUUUGCAGCAACUGAUUAGUGGUCACAACGCAUUGACCAAUAAACUGUGGACCUGUGCAUACUCUCCACACCAAUUUUGGGGUUUUUCAGUACCCACACACAACACCAUUACCACCCCCAAUUUCCCCAUAGUAUUUGUGGAAAACACAUUGGCAGUUUAUGGGGAUUUUUGAGAAUAACCUUUUGGGUUUUUAUUUAAUACUCUCAAGGCAUUACAGCAGGCAUUAGUGUUACUAUGCACGAGUCUACUAUAUUCCUAAACAUCUGUGAGAAGUGUGUGUGUGGUUCCCCCCAGUAUUGUCAUGUGUAUAUAUGUAUAUUCCCUUUUAAAACAGUGGUUCAUAACCCUGUUAGAGUUACUGAACCCCACCAGUUUCAUAUGCACGUUUACCGAAGCAGUCUUUUGUAAAAAAUGUUUUUGUUUUUUUCCAAAAUUCAAGGCAGAUUUUUUUACUGGUGCGCAAAAUGAGCCGUGCAUGAACAUCACCUUGUUCAAAGAAGAAAACCAACACAAUCCAUGAACUCACAACAAAUUACACACUAGGAAGUCAGUGUCACUUUUGCAUCAUCACAAAUUUACACGAAAUACAGAUGUUUGGGUGGCUCGGUGGAACACUGUUUAGCAGGACCGCCUCACAGUUAGGAGGGUGUGGGUUCGUUUCCACCGCCGGCCCUCCCUGUGUGGAGUUUGCUUGUUCUGCCCGGGCCCGUGUGGGGUUUUUCCGUGUACUCUGCUUUCCUCCCACAUCCCAAAAACAUGCUUGGUAGGCCGAUUGAGCACUCCAAAUUGUCCCUAGGUGCAAGUGUGAAUGGUUGUUGGUCUCUGUGUGCCCUGCGAUUGGCUGGCAACCAGUUCAGGGUGUCCCCUGCCAACUACCCGAUGACCCGCUCCAGCACGCCCACAACCCUCGUGGGGACAAAGCAGUACAGAAAAUGGAUGGACAAUGUGUUCAGACCUCUGCAGUGGAAGCUCUGCCGAACCCCUGAGACUGACCCACCGGACCCCUAGGGUUCGAUUGAACUCUGGUUAAGAACCACCGCUUUAAAAUAAGUGUAUAGCCUUUUUCACUUAUGUGUUAUUGCGUUCUACCAUGUGUAGAUAGUCCAUCAUUCCUUCAAUGUCCAGUUAUGUUAUUGUAAACUUUCUAAGGUCAAUUGUAUUGUGUUUCUCAAAAAGAUAAUUUUCAUCUGAUGUUUAAGUGCCAUUUUGUAACAUUAAAACUGACCUCCAAAAUA